CUUGAGCUCCAAGACAAACCCUCCUUUUGACAGCUGGACGUUAAUCGCCCGCCUUCAAGCACAAGACAAUGGGACAGAGAACAAUUGGACACAAACACAGUUCAGGGCAGAGAAAAGCGGCUCUUGUUCGUGGCUCUAGGGACGCGGGUUACGUCCGCCCGAUAACAAUAGACACAGCCCGGGGCUCGUUAAACAACUUGUCACUGUAAGCCUGCCAUUGAGAGAGCGCUCUGUGUGCGAGAGACAGAGAGCCGCUGGGCUGGCACGGGGCAGGUCCUAGCUCCCUGAGGACCUCCUGAAAUCAACCCCCUCCCCCACCGAGACACCGCCGGGGCAAUCGAACUGGUGGAGGCUGCCACUCCGGCCAAGCUCGGGCCGUCGCACGAUCUACAGUCCCGCUUUCCUACCAGCCUGCUCGGCUCGCUGUGGACGAGGACACCCCACCCCCCCCCCAUGAGGACGCCUAUCAUGCUGCUAACUCUGGCCUGUGGCUGGAGCCUGGCCCAGGCCGGUCCGAUAUACUACACGGCCCAGGGGGGACACUAUACCGAGGACCUCAGGCAGCGCACCCGCGGAGAUCAAGCCGUGCUGGGGUACGUCCGGUACCUGGAGAACUCUAGCCCGAGCGUGGUGACGUCCCGUCGAGGGGCCAACGCUACGUUACCCUGCCGCAUGCGGUUCGUGCCCAACGGAUACCGGGUGAAGUGGGUAAAGGUGAACGGGUCGCCUCUAGAGAACAUUGUGCUGGUGGGUAACAGCCUCCAGCAGAAGGGCUACGGGGCAUUCGCCAGGAGGGCAUACCUCCGCAGACUCGACAAGUACGACGUGUCUCUGCUUUUGCUCGACGUCCGGCUGGAAGAUGCCGGGAAGUUCAAGUGCGAACUCAUCAACGGCGUGGACGACGAAGCUGCCGAGCUCGAGCUGCAGCUCGAUGGAGUCGUGUUCCCUUACCAGCCCCGGCAGGGUCGCUACCAGUUCAACUUCUACCAGGCGGUGCGGGCGUGUGCGGGCCAGGACGCCAAGCUCGCCAGCUUCCAACAGCUAUUCCAAGAAUGGGAGCGGGGCCUGGACUGGUGUAACGCGGGCUGGUUGGAGGACGGCAGUGUGCAGUACCCGGUGAUGGAGCCGCGGGAUCAGUGCGGGGGCCGCCAUCUUCCCCCGGGCAUCAGGAGCUACGGACUGCGGAACAAGCAGCGGGAGCGCUACGACGCAUUCUGCUUCACAUCCAGCAUCAAGGGUUACGUCUAUUUCCGGAAGAACUCCCAGAUGCUGGACUACCGCCGGGCAGUGAGUGUCUGCCGCAGUGAAGGUGCCACCAUCGCCAAGGUCGGACAGCUGUACGCUGCCUGGACUUUCUCCCGCCUGCACCGCUGUGAGCCCGGCUGGCUAGCCGACGGCAGCGUCCGCUUCCCCAUCGUCACCCCGCGCGCCCAGUGCGGCGGUCCAGAGCCGGGGGUCCGCACCCACGGCUUCCCAAACCGAGCGCAGCGUCAGUACGGCGUGUACUGCUACAAGCGGCGGUAGGAAGCUCAUCCCCUUGGUACGGUCCGAGACGGAGCAGCAACCCGCAGAGGUGCCGGCCGAGGCAGCUGGAAUUCCUCCGGGCAUUACACCGGAAUCCCUUCAUUCGGAGCGCUGACCAGACCCAGAGUGGUCGGUCGGCUGCUCGAAUCUGGUGCGUGGCGGAUCCAGUUAAGGCCACGUCCAUUUCUGUAGCCCUUUGCCCCUCCCUCCCCCAAACCCUGGUAGGCAGCUCCUGCCUCCCCCUCAACCCUCUGUCAGGACGCCCGCAGGCAAUAACAGCACUCUGCAUUCAUCUAGCACAUUCCACCAACCCCUAAGUGGCCCAAGGGAUAAGAAAUUUUGGGGGGCUGAGAAGGGGGUGCGAUAAGGAUCGUCAGAGAGAGAUGGAGUAGAGGGACAGGACGUUUGGGGAGAGAGAGAGAAAGGGGGGAGUGAGACGGAGAGAUGGACAGAGAACGGACGGAUUGGACAGAGGGAGAAGGAUGUUGGAAAGAAUGUGUAGGAGAGCGAGGGAGGGAGAGAGAGGGGGGAUAAAUACAGGGGAGUUUGUGGGAAAGAGAUAGAGAGGGGUAAAGGAGGGAGUUUAUACUUGGAUGUUUG
Messenger RNA from Mobula hypostoma (lesser devil ray), 2124 nucleotides. RefSeq names its product hyaluronan and proteoglycan link protein 2 (gene hapln2). The transcript is spliced from 6 exons. Bases 454 to 1524 code for a protein of 356 amino acids. Lineage: Eukaryota; Metazoa; Chordata; Chondrichthyes; Myliobatiformes; Myliobatidae. The record is from RefSeq and is a predicted model, not a curated record. Gene Ontology annotation, molecular function: hyaluronic acid binding. Gene Ontology annotation, cellular component: synapse; perineuronal net. Gene Ontology annotation, biological process: central nervous system development; glial cell differentiation; cell adhesion.